Salvia splendens (bonfire salvia) is the source of this 2042-nucleotide messenger RNA. RefSeq names its product F-box/LRR-repeat protein 17. Gene Ontology annotation, cellular component: cytoplasm. The transcript has 11 exons. Gene Ontology annotation, molecular function: protein binding. NCBI's taxonomy places the organism in Eukaryota, Viridiplantae, Streptophyta, Magnoliopsida, Lamiales, Lamiaceae. The record is from RefSeq and is a predicted model, not a curated record. Bases 71 to 1804 code for a protein of 577 amino acids.
CUCCCGCGCCAUCUCUCCCUCCCUAUUUCUUCCCCCCUUCCCCCCAUAGCUUUCUUCACCACCACAAUCAAUGCAGGAGCACCAACGGCACCCCGCCACCCCGAUCUCCGACGCCGCCUUCCUCAUCAAGCGCGGCAAGAAGCGGGGGAGCUACAACUGCGGCCGCUGCGGCCUCCCCAAAAAAGGCCACAACUGCCCCUUCGGCGCCGAAUCCGAUGAUGCCUCCACUCCAGCUCCCGCCUCCGUGGCUCCGGAGACGCCUCCGAUGCGGAUGAGAGCUCUCUCAUCCGAUGAUGUUAAAUUUGCGGCGGAGUUAGUGGAUGAUUUGGAGGAGGACGGGGAGGAUCGGGAGGAGAUUGAUGAGUAUCCGGAUCUGGAUCUGGACGGGUCGGGCGGGCUUCCUGCGAGCUGUUUGUGGGAGGUUUUGAGGAGAUUGCCUCCCGUGGGGAUGCUGUCGGCGGCGCGAGUGUGUAGGGGGUGGAGAGAGACGACAAGGAGGCUUUGGCGGGCGGCGGAGGAGCUCCGGAUUAGGGUCCCGGCGAAGGCGCAGAUUGGAUUUGUUGGAUCCGUGUUGCAGAAAUGCCCUGGACUGUUGAAACUAUCAAUUGCAAUUGAAAGUGAUGUUGAUGCAACGAUGGUGGCCUGCAUUGCGUUUUCGUGCCCUAAUUUGCAGUCUUUGGAGAUCUCGACGUCUGAUUCCUGCAUCAACCGGAUCUCUGGGGAUGAUUUGGCUCGUUUCAUAUCUGACAAGAAGUGUCUAACCAGUCUCAAGAUGGAAGGCUGCUCAAACCUGGGUGGUUUUGUUUUCUCUUCAACCAGUCUGUCUAGCCUCUGUCUCUCUGAUCUUCAUUCACUCUCAAAGAUGGUUUUUAACUGCCCCAGUUUGAAAGAGCUUUCUUUGGAAUUUUCGCACCUAGAGUCCGACACCACUGAUCUCACCUCUGUUAUGGAUGGUCUUGGAAGAAGCUGCCCGAAGCUUCAGAACAUCCACAUUGCUUCUGCUUUGCUUUCACACAAUGCCAUUCUGGCUCUAUCAUCUGCCAAUUUGAGGGGACUGCGGAUGCUUUCUCUUGUUCUUGGAUCGGGAAUAACUGAUGCAUCGGUAGCAGCUAUUGCUUCGAGUUUCACAAAGUUGGAAUUGAUUGAUCUUAGUGGGUCUAGCAUCAGUGACAGUGGUCUCGGGAUGAUCUGCAAUGUCUUCCCUGAAACAUUAUCAAAGUUACUUCUUGCUCUUUGCCCCAAUAUCACUUCGAGUGGCAUUCAAUUUGCUGCAGCUCAGCUCCCUUGUCUGGAACUUAUGGACUGUGGAAUGACCAUAUGUGAUCCGGAUUGUGAAAAAUCCACUGAUGAAGAGGAUGAUGACACCGAGUUGCAGAAAACACCCAAUAGCAAAAUGCACCUAACAUACCAAAAGUUAAUAAUCAAGCAUAACCGGUUGAAGAAACUAAGCUUAUGGGGCUGUUCUGGUUUGGAUGCAUUGUAUCUAAAUUGCCCUAAUCUCUAUGAACUGAACCUCAACUCUUGCAGAAACUUGCAUCCAGAGAGGCUGCUCCUUCAAUGCACUAAUCUAAAUAGUGUGUAUGCAAUGGAUUGUGAAAACAUGCUUAUCAAAACCAUUGAGACUCAGGUCGACAGCGACUAUUCACCAGUAGAAAAUCAGUAUUCGUCGAAACGCCUACCAGAUGGCUCGAAGAGAGUUAGACUUCCAUAUUUUUGCAGCCCUCAGCCAUGUGAUGAUGGUGAGAAGGGAAAACGGCCCACGAAACGCCACUGUGCAGUGAUUGCUUAUGGAGAGUCUGUAUGAUUAUGUUACUAUCUGUUUGUUGAAUAUUAUGUCAGUCUGAAAACUAUUCAAUUAUUAUUAUUGUUUACUAAUAUUAGUACGUGUAGUUUGUAAACUCAGUAGAGGCGUUAGUGCCUUAAAAACAUGUACUCAUUCAAUAAAUUUAUCCGGUUUGUAGUUAUAGAAGUUGAAUUUCCUAUGAUAUGGUAGAGAUUCAGGUUUGAUUUAUAAAAUUUCCAACUUUAUUAUUCUGGAGACA